AUGGCAGCGGAAAGCCAGCGUGAGGCGGCAAGACCAACCGCGCUAAGGACAGCGACUGCUCCCGCCGGCACCACCUGCGACAACAACAACAACCACCACCACCUCCUCUGGUCUUCAACAACAAAAACAACCACCACAUCUUCACCCUCGUCUCUCGUCUCCCCUACUUCUUCCUCUUACUCCUCAUCCUCCGCCGCUUUUGCUGCUGCUUCUCAAGCAUCUUCUCCCUCUGCUGUUCCCCGUCCUCCCCAGAGCCGCUUUAGUUUCGAGUACAAGUAUCCCCUGCGCAAGAGAGCCCUGACAUCGUCGCACACCAACGCCGCCACCGCUUCCAUCCAGAACGGCGACGACACGCAUCGGGGCCCAGACCCAACUCCCACCCGCCAACAACGCACCAUCCUGUAUGACAGACCUCGGCGGUCAGUCCCCAACUUUCAAUUGUCUCCCGUCCGCAAUUCAGCGGGGUCUGGUUGCCAAUCCCCUUCACCUCGACUGGCCGUAGAAAACGACCUCGAUUUCGCGCCACCUCUUGACGUCGCCUCGACCACCCGCGUGACGAAUCCAAAUGCAACCAAGCGUCAGAAGUCAUCUCUCUAUGAUCAGAAGACGGUUCCAGACGUGAAUAAGAAUAUGUCCGCCUCCUCGGUGGUUUAUGCUCAGGGGCGAACGCCGGUUGACGAGCGCAGUUGCGGCCUCGACGGACUCGAUCGGUACAGUCAGUCAGGAGAUGGCAGCAAAACCCCGGUGCCCGAUGAUACCCGUACCAAAAACGAGGAUAUCUUCCUAAACAUCGCGAGAUCGGAUUCCGGUCGUCGCGACUCGUUCGGAAGAUCAGAGUUUCGACGGUCGCGUUUUAGGAUGUCUGGCAGUGGACUUCGUUCAUCGACCUCUCGUAUUUCGGAACAGUUGCCUGCCUCCGAUCAGAUUCGUUUGAAAACAUACGACAGCCCCUUGCAUUCGCAACAAGAACCUCCGUCCACCCCCCACACGGCCGCUUUAUACUCUUACUCAGCUUCCGCCCAUCCACUGGAUCAGCAUUCCCGCCCUUCCAGCUCGGUCUACGUCCCCAGCUCUAGGUCUGCAAUUGGUCUACCACGGAGUCGCCUGGGUCGGUCCAGUCCCGAGUCCUUACCCUACAGUGCCGAUGCCUUCCCUGAGAGACGCGGGUCACUGCACGAGUCCCGAGCCUAUCGUCAAUCUACCUUAUCCACCAUUCGAAGCGGUCGACAGCCUUCCAACUCAGACCUCACCGAACGCGCUCGAUUCGAGGUCGAGCGGUCCCGUCAGGAUGGAACAGAAUCUACCCUGUCCACGACUGCGCCUUCCACGGUUUGGGAUGAGCUUGAAGACCUGAAAUCUCGGAUCAAGAAGUUAGAACUGACGGGGAAGCUCCCCCCCUCGUCGCAGGAAGCGAUCUCUUCCGCCUCUGGCGAACGGCCACCAACGGCCACAACGACCAUGACUACGGUGUCGUCUUCACCCAGGCGUCCCCACAAGGCAAACACUUUCUCAGGUGAGCUCGAGGCGUCUGCGGCUCCCAACCCGGUGCAUCCGCUCCUGCAGUCGGCUCUAGUCAAUGCCAGGGACGUGCUCAGCAAUGAAGUUUACGCUGCUUUGGAGGUUACCGCGACCGACGCGCUGGCGCUGUCAACUUUGCUUGGAGCCAGCAAGGCCCCAUCUGGUAAUGUAUCUGUAGUCAAUGGGUAUAGCACAUCCGAUAGGCAGGCUAAGCGGAAAGCCGACAGCGUUUGCCGUAGUCUAACAGAACUAUGCCUCGCCUUGUCGGACGAGCAACACCGGAAACAGUCGGCAUUGGCAUUGAAUGGCAGAGCCGAGGAGAAGGAAGUGACUGCAAACGACGAUGACACGUUAACCCCGACGCUGUCUUUCCGUCGAAGCACGACGUUGGAUUCCGAUGGGAUAGUCCGACGAACGAGCACUAAGCGGUUGACCAGUCGUUUAGAGGCUCGUCGGUCAAGCGUCGUAACUGCCAAUGCUUCUCCCGAGUCUCAGCACGGUGACCAAAGCGAUGCGCCAGGCUCUGAAGCCAAGUUGACCCAAUCGCCCAGCUCACCGGCCGGCACUCGGUUGAGUCGACUGUCUACAUCGUUACGGACCAAGCGACACCGCACGGAUGAUGAGUCUGCUGCUGAUCAGGGCCCGCAAAUCUCGCCGUCGAGAAGUAUCGCGAAUCUCAGCAGCGCAGCAAACAACUAUCGCGUAUCUCCCCGCCAACGCAUGUCCCAUGGAUAUACUGCAUCUCAGUCAGUGGUCACCUCGACACCGGAUCGCAAUCCUCGAUUCCCGGCCCAACCUCAAGCGUCACAUUUGCCUCAGCCUCGGACCCCAACUCUCUCACAAUCUGCGAUUCCUCUGCGCCGGACAUUGAUGACCCCCGGGUACACUCCUGCCACUGCGCGCUCGAACAUCCAAGCUGGAAUCCGGCGCUACAACACAACUGCUGGGCUCAGUUCUGCCACUAACCGAAGCGAUGGUUCCACAGACGAUGGCAUCGCAUCCCCUCGACCAGAAUCGUCUCAGACUCGAAUCAUCGCACCGUCAAGCAAACAAGCUUCCAGUUACACUCCAAUUAGCCAAAACAGACUACGAACAAAUAGUCUAGGCGCCCGGAAAUUCGUACUCCGACCGCGGUCACUCGCCGUCUCGGAUGACGCUGCGAAUGCCUUCCAAGACAGGGUUAAUUGA
Molecule: messenger RNA, 2706 nt
Organism: Aspergillus saccharolyticus JOP 1030-1
Lineage: Eukaryota; Fungi; Ascomycota; Eurotiomycetes; Eurotiales; Aspergillaceae
Product: putative LPXTG-motif cell wall anchor domain protein
Exons: 2
Coding region: 1-2706 (901 amino acids)
Source: RefSeq, a predicted model, not a curated record